AUGAAUAAUUUGACAGAUGCACAUUGGUUUCCUUUAACAUCCCAGGGAAACAUUUAUUCCAUGACAAAAUUAUGUUCUAUCAAUGGUUCCAAUAAAGUACUAGUGGCUUCUUUGAAACGAAAAAUAUAUUCUUGUGAAUAUCACCUCAUGCCAAAUCUGCAUUUGAGACCAUUGGUUAAGGAACUGCUUUUUACAUAUAUUCCCAGUGGUGCAGAAAUUAUAUCUAUCGAUGCUUAUAAUAAAUCAGAUAGUGGUGAUGGAUUUGUGAUAGGAAUAACUAUUUUAAAAGCAAGUACAGAUACAUCUGUAGAAAGGUAUUUAAACAUAUACACAGAAGGUGCUAUAGAUGGUGAAGGAGAUGAAGGUAGUUCAAUCGAAGCUAUAGCACAAAAUUGCCUUAUGGUGGAGUUAGCAUAUACACCAUAUCAUUUGUAUCAUACCAUACUACCACAACAAAAUUCUCCUAAUGAGGUUGUUUGGUUACUAUCUGGAAGUGAUUAUAAAAUACAUAUGAUCAAAGAAGAUAAAUUGAACCAUAGUUACAGUGAAUCACCAAUUGAAAAAUACUUCCCUGAAUUACAUGAUAUCCAGGGAAUUGCAAUAUGGAUAAAUAUUUACUAUUAUGAUAACUACAAUUGGAGGCUGUCAGUAAUUGGUUGUGAAUGUGGUUUAGUCAAAGUAGCUAUAACUAAUAUUUCAGAAUUGAAAAUCUGCUAUAGUUGGAAAUUAAGAUAUGAUAGACCUAUUUCCAGUGUAUCCAUUUUUUCACUACACAACAAUAUUCCAACACCUCCCUUUAUUAAUUCUAAAAAAAUAAAAUUGAAUGUUCUUGUUGUAAAUACAAGUAAUGCAGUUGUCUUCAUGGACAUUCUCAACAACGGAAUGGGUGAAGAUAUAAUGUUAAAUGGCAGUGAAACAUCUGAUUGUAUUUUAUGUUCCUGUAUUGCUGAUAUAAAUAUGGAUGGUCAAAAUGAAAUACUUUUAGGAACUUAUGGUCAAGAGGUUUUAAUUUUUUGUUUCAUAAAUGACACAUGGGAAUUAAUUAUUAGAAAAUUGUUUGAUGCUCCUGUGCAUUCCAUAUGCUAUAUGGACAUCACCAAUGAUGGAAUGAAGGAACUUAUUGUCCUUACACAGCGUGGGGUCCAUAUAUUGCAGCACAAUAUUACAGAUGUCAAAGAUAAGUGGAAAAAACGGUAUAAGAAAUUUCUUGAAGAAAAUAGAAUAUAAUUUAAACGUACAACUUUAAAAUGCU
Habropoda laboriosa is the source of this 1252-nucleotide messenger RNA. Its product is annotated as kaptin-like. The record is from RefSeq and is a predicted model, not a curated record. The transcript has 7 exons. Bases 1 to 1227 code for a protein of 408 amino acids. Gene Ontology annotation, cellular component: actin cytoskeleton; lamellipodium; KICSTOR complex. NCBI's taxonomy places the organism in Eukaryota, Metazoa, Arthropoda, Insecta, Hymenoptera, Apidae. Gene Ontology annotation, molecular function: actin filament binding. Gene Ontology annotation, biological process: negative regulation of TORC1 signaling; actin filament organization; cellular response to amino acid starvation.